Molecule: messenger RNA, 4592 nt
Organism: Oncorhynchus keta (chum salmon)
Lineage: Eukaryota; Metazoa; Chordata; Actinopteri; Salmoniformes; Salmonidae
Product: probable phosphatase phospho1
Exons: 3
Coding region: 513-1352 (279 amino acids)
Molecular function (GO): phosphatase activity
Source: RefSeq, a predicted model, not a curated record
GUCUACUGCUUCUAUGGGUUCACUUACACAGGAUCUUGGAGGUGGGCGACAAAAUGGGCCGGUGUUGCGUCGCCUAUGGCGUCAUAACCGUAGCAAGCUCAGUGGUUUUGACAGCCAAUAAAUCGAGCUGAAAGCACUCUAUUCCCCGACAAUCAAACUCGUACAUAACCAAGUAAUGGUCAAGUUCAAGACUGGACAAAGUACAGCAUGUCGGUGACCAAUUCAAGAACCUAGGCGACUUUAGAGAUACCGCGAGGGACAAGAGUGCCGUAGGGUAUACUGUUUGUGGACAUACAUUCUUACUGGCGUUUCCUGUACCUGAAUUAUCCUCCUCACUUUACAGAUCCAAUGCAUUGGUUGAUAGUGUUCUGGGAACCAUCUGUUGACAGCACGGAACAUUGAAGAACCCCCACUCUGUGUGUUUUCCAACCUGCCUCGUCGUGACCGAAAGGGGCAAAAGAGAGGGAUUUUGCUGCCACUCAUCUCAGUAAGAGGUUGUGUCAAAGCCAAUCAUGAACUGCUUUGGAUCUCCCCCAGGCGAGGACGUUCCCCCCCCACGUUCCAGACGCUCCGCAAAUAACAUGGCCGCCAACUCAGCAACACCCCCCUCUGACAGGCGCUUCCUCAUCUUCUUCGACUUUGACGAGACCAUUGUAAAUGAGAGCAGUGACGAUGUGGUGGUGCAGGCGGCCCCAGGGCAGAACCUCCCCGCCUGGCUGAAGGACACCUACCGACCGGGCCACUACAACGAGUACAUGCAGCGCGUGCUGGCCUACAUGGCAGAGAAGGGCGUGACCGAGAGUGCCAUCCGCUCCGUCAUCGAGAAGAUCCCCGCCUCUCCCGGCAUGCUGGCCUUGUUCCAGUUCCUCCGCCACCGCCCCCCGCAGGACUUUGAAGUGGUUCUGGUGUCUGAUGCCAACACCUUCUUCAUCGAGUCCUGGCUCCGCCGCGUUGGGGCCCGCCAGCUCUUCGUCAAGAUCUUCACCAACCCUGCCACCUUCGACAAGGAUGGCCGGCUGGUGCUGCGCCCAUUCCACUCCCACAGCUGCCUGCGCUGCCCGGAGAACAUGUGCAAGCAGGUGAUCUUGAGGGACUAUGUGAUGCGGCGGACACAGGAGCGUGGGCGGCCGUUCCAGAGGGUAUUCUAUGUGGGCGAUGGGGCCAACGACUUCUGCCCGUCUCUGAUCCUGGGGCCCCGGGACACGGCGUUUGCCCGGCGGGACUACCCCAUGCACCGGCUGAUCACCGAGAUCCACGAGGCCAGGCCAGGGGAGUUCAAGGCUGUUACUGUGCCCUGGGCCAGUGGGGAUGAUGUGGUGGAGCGACUCAGGAGGCACGCAGAGGAGAAAUGAUGAAGCUAGGGGAGGGGGGGGGGGCUGCUCACACACAUACACAAAUACUCAGACACUCACACACCCAGCAAAUCACAUUCCCAGAUCAAAUACCCACAAUACCACAUACUGACACAUAAUGAAAAUCAACUCUACGCUCAAGAAUAGAGCAUGCCAAUUGAACAGGCGUUUUGAUAUAUUGCCUGCGACAGUGUCACACUUCCGCUCAGUCCAUCUGUCUUACUCGGACUCAGCCACAGAGCUAGAGAUACUGUAGUCUUUCAGUCCACCUCUUCUCACUCUAGGCUUGAAGUCAAUCAGAAACACCAACACAGGAAAGGCAUCAACUCUGUUUGUUAUUACAGGGACCUAUGCCUUAGUUGUCAGUCAAUCUUUUAGAGGGAUUGAUCCUCUUAUUCUGGAUUGAGAGGGAAGAGGAACAAACAUCAUUGACUGAAUAGGGGGGUCUGCAGUGAUACAUUUAGGACUGGUGUAUUACCUAUAUUCCUUUGUUGACUCUGAGCUCUAUUGGUUUUUUACAGUUUUCCUCAAUUGCUAACAAGCGUCGGUCAAUACCGAAGCCACUUUUUCAAAACUCUUCACACAGUCUGCAUUACCAACAUGCAUCUUGGCCAAACAGUUCAUACACGUCUCAAAAUAAGCUCGUUCGACCAUAACUCUGGCAGCAGUUCUCACUCAAAACACACUGACCUAAAAAACACUAACAGGGAAGCAUUACAUAAAUGUACUUCUCUUUGAAUGAUUUUCCACAUAAAUCAGUAUUUCAUUAUAGAAUAACACCGUGACUUUAUUGACGGUACUAAAGUAUAUGUAACAAGAAUUAAUAAGAAAUGCAGCAAUUUGCGUCAAUAGUCUUUGCAUAUAGUCAUUUACUUGUGAAGAAUAAAGUUGAAACAAAAAAACAAGUUCCUGAAAUUCCAGGGCUGCAAUAAUUUCAAAAACAUGUAUAGUAUAAUCACUAACUGUACAGUACUGUGACGGUUCUAGGUUCUCCCUCUCUCCUGCAUUUGGCCACAAGUUCUCAACAUCACAUCUUAUGUCUUCUCUGGCAAAGCAUCUUGGGAAGUAUCUUCUGGAAUGUCUAAUCCAACCCUGCCAGUCUUCAGGAGAAGUGUCUCCACACCCUGCAUUCAUGGUGACCAGCAAGGACAUCUGGUCAUGUGGACGGUGGUCAUAAACCUUCCACCUCCACGCAGAGGAAAACUCCUCUAUGGGGUUUAGGAAGGGGGAGUGUGGAGGCAGGAAUAGUACUGGCAUCCUGGGAUGUGCAGCAAACCAGUCUGUGACUGCAGCAGAGUGUUGGAAUGUCACAUUAACCCACAAAACGACGGUAGGGGAGUUUCUGGCCCCUCCUCCACUGGCACGAGUCGAUUAUGCGGAUUCAUCCAGAAAAUAAAUGAGCCUCUCUGUAUUGUAGGGGCCAAUGGGUGGUUUAUGUAACAGCAAACCAUCAUUGGACAGUGCUGCACACAUUGAUGUUAGCUCCUCUCUGGCCUGGGACUUCCACGGUUUGCGGUCUGUCCAAUCACAUUUCUUCCCCUGCGGUGUGUUUUUGUCAGAUUGAAUCCAGCUUCAUCCACAAAGAUGAAUGUACGUGCAUUUUGCCUGGCUUCCAUCUCCAUUAAUCUCAAACACAGUAAAUCCACAGUUUUACAGUACAUUAUAUUAUAUUAUGCAUAGCUGUGUAUGUACCCUGUUUGGUUAUUGAACAGACAACUUACCUGGAUAUAUUGAUACCAGAGUUCUUUCACCGUUUCUCUCAAAGGGUACAGUGUCCAACUGCUUCCUCCUUGUUUUAUGUUUCUCUAGGACUCUGGCCAUUGUCGUUGUGCUGACCGUAUUCACAUUCCCAAAAGUAAUAUUGUCUGCCAGCACUCUGUCCCGAAUUUCCCACAGUUUUAUUGCAUUGUUGCCAAUCACCAUGUCAACAAUGGCAAUUUCCUGCGUAUCUGAUAAUAUUCUGCCUAUGCUGUGGGAGGCAACCAUUGGAUCCUACUGAAAAACACAAAACAAAUCAAUCCUUUAAAAAAUGUCAGUAUAUGUAAAAAUGUGAACAUGCUGUAUUGUACUAUAAUAUAUGGUUAAAUUAUUAUUGAAGGAUGCACAUCUCACCUGUUGUUUUGCCAGAACAUUUGUACUAUUGAUGCAACUGUUGAAUGCUGCAGAUUUGGUUGCACCCUUAAACCGGCUUCUCUCAAAGAGAGACCAUGGUUUACAACAUGGUCAAUAAUUGUGGCCCUUAUCUCAUCAGAGACCACCGCUCUUGGUCUUCCUCUCCUUUGUCCUCCACGCAAUCUCCCUCUCUCUGUCACUCUUCUUUCCCCACCAACCUGUCUUCCUUGAUCCAUGUUUCCAAACGAAAUCAUUCCGAACCCGUCCUCUUUUGUCUGUUUAGUAACAAGCCUAAAAACAGGACACUUGGGUAGGCAUUCAGCUGAAAUUGCAAUCAGCUGUGUUUGGAAUUAUUAAAUAUUCUGCUGAGAUUUUCUAUGUUUCAAUCUGGUUACUGCAGAAAUGCACGACAUUUGCCAUCCUGUUUUGAAUGUGUUUUUAACAGUUUUGGAAACGGCGUGUUAGCAUUUGAAAACAUGCUGCAAAUAUAUAGUUUUGCAGGUGGUGGAGUACGAAUGGAUGCAUUUUGUGUGAAAGCAAUGAAAAAUGAUUCACAGUUUGGUCCACAUACACUUCCGUUUCACUGACUGUGUGAAGAGUUUUGAUAAUGUGACUUCAGUUUUGACCAAUGCAUGUUAGCAAUUGAAAAAACUAACAGUCAAACUGGGUCAGUAGGGCAGUAGAUCCGGUUAGUUAGUGUCCCGUUCUGACUAUAGCCCUCUCCAGUCCACCCAAUGGCAUUGUCGAUGCUAAAUGAAUGGGUGGCUAUUCUAGUGUAAUUCUUAAAUCUUAUAUUAUCAAUAAUAAAUUGUGUUGUUUACUUGUUAACAGUGCUCUUUGUGAAAUAGGGAAUUGAUGGCUGAUCAGGGAAAAUGUAAUGUGAUAACAUCGCCAUCUACUGGCAGACCUACAGAUUGCAAGUGGAGACCCGUUUUAAAGUUUUGGAAAAUAAGUUGAAAUGGAACAGAAAAUGUACUGUACCAUAUGACAUAGCUAUAUAACUAAAUAUUGUCGUUUUUAAAACAUUUAUGUAUUAUUAUUAUUUGUGCAUGUCUGUUUUUAAUAUGUAACACGUACUUGUACCUACAUGUUCCACCACCAGCAGGAAUAUAAAAGCCAUGAACUAAA